UUGGCAUUAUCGUUUGAAAAUUCACAUGUAAAUCUAAAAAAUGCCAAUAUCAACUUUAUUUUUAUCGAAGAAAACGAUAAGUCAUUCUCCGAUGAGCAAAUAUUUUAUUUUGGAAAAUUGAUUGGAUUUGGUCAAUCACAUUUAGUGCAAAAGUACAAUUUACAAGAAAGGCGAUAUAUUGGUAACACGACUAUGGACCCUGCAUUAUCAUUUAUACAAGCAAAUAUGGUUAAAGCUAAUCACGGAUCACUUAUUUUGGAUCCAUUUUGUGGGACAGGUGGACUUCUUAUUGCUGCAGCUCAUUUUGGCGCUGCUGUUAUGGGCACCGAAAUCAAUUAUCAGGUGGCUCGAGCUGUUGGAAAAUCUUCAAGAAUGGGCCAGAAGUUUUUAACAGACGAUCAAUCAAUUGCGGCUAAUUUUUGUCAAUAUUCAUUAAAUGACCGUUUUAUGGGUGUUUUGCUUGCUGAUGCGAGUAAGCAUGAAAUUUGGCAUUAUAAUAAUUUUGGCUUUGUGGAUGCGAUUCUAACUGAUCCUCCUUAUGGUGUCCGUGAGAAAAUUCAAAAAAUUGGGAAAAAAAGUCGGAAAGAUCAUUAUUUUGGACGGCGUUAUCCGGAAAAAGCAAAAUAUGAGAUUUCUUCAUCAUUUUUAGAUCUUUUAAAUUUAGCUGCACGUUUGCUUGUUGUAAAAGGGCGUCUUGCAUUUUGGUUUCCAUCAAUCGAAAGAGAGUUAGUUUUUACUUUUUUUUAUUUUCCCAACGAUCUUAUUUAUUUCAAUCAAAGUGAGGCCAUUCAAGCUAGAAAUGAGAAUCAGAAUAAUGGUGUUAAGAAUUAUAAGGAUUUUACUCGAAAGCAAGAAAUAAUAUUAAUAUUAUAUCAAUGUUUAUUUAGUUUCUCAUUUUUUUAUUCUGCAAAAAAUAGAAAAUUUAGGAUACUAUCAUGCUAUUUGAAUAUGAGAGGUUAA
This is a messenger RNA of Dracunculus medinensis (Guinea worm), 960 nucleotides long. Lineage: Eukaryota; Metazoa; Nematoda; Chromadorea; Rhabditida; Dracunculidae. The record is from the annotation of a GenBank genome assembly.